Molecule: messenger RNA, 1056 nt
Organism: Closterium sp. Naga37s-1
Lineage: Eukaryota; Viridiplantae; Streptophyta; Zygnematophyceae; Desmidiales; Closteriaceae
Source: the annotation of a GenBank genome assembly
AUGAAGACGCCAGAGGAGAUACAAGCGGAGGAGGUGGCUCGUCUACUAGACCCGCGGCGGCUGACGCUGCUGAUAGCGGGCAUGGCGACAUUGGUGGCCAGCAACCUGUGUGUGAACCUCAUAGGGCGCCACACGCGCGAGUGGACCAAGCCAAGGGAGCAGCGUGCCAUCAUGGUGCUUGUUGGGCUGGCGCCUGUUGUUGCUCUUGACUCCUACUUUGGACUGGCGGAGAUGGCAGGGUAUGAGUGGCAGGUGGCGCUGCUACACCUCCUCAAGGACUGCUAUGUUGCAUAUGGCGUGUCGGAGUUCCUAGCUCUGCUCUCAGCUUUGCUCAAAGUGCCUCCCCGGCCCUCCGCCCCUCUCCCUCACACGUCCUCUCACCGCCGCAUGCUGCAGCACUCCUUCCCCUUCUCUCUUUUCCUGCGGCCCGAACCGCUCGUUGCCGUGUGCGCGGAUCUCCUCCAGAUCGGGGCGCGCCUCGCAAUGCGCCGCGCCCUGUGCGCGGAUCUCCAGAAAGCUCGCUACACGGCUCGCAAUGCCUCGCGGCGCCGUGUGCUCGUGUUGCGGCUCGUGGCGAUCGCCAUUGCAGCCGUGGUCCUAGGCCUACUUACUUUCCUCCUUGACCCCCCCGCGCUCACCCCCGUGCUCCCCCCUGUGCUCCCCACUAUGCUCCCCACUGUGCUCCCCACUGUGCUCCCCACUGUGCUCCCCACUGUGCUCCCCCCUGUGCUCCCCCCUGUGCUCCCCACUGUGCUCCCCCCUGUGCUCCCCACUGUGCUCCCCCCUGUGCUCCCUCUUUCCGUAUGCUCUCUUGCCCCACGUUGCCUGCAUGCUGCAGCAGGUGGAGUAGGAGGAGGAGCAAGUGGGGCGUUGGGGGGGAAGAGACAGCUGCAGUACCAGCAGCAGCGGCAGCAGCAAGAGCAGCAGCAGCAGCACAAGGAGCAAGGGUGGAUGGAUGGGUGGGAUGUGGAAGGGUGCUGCGUGGGAGACAUGGCAGCACCUGGGAAGGACACGGCAGCCGCCAUUAUCCCAUGCAGUGAGUUUGCGUGUCGCUGA